Symbiodinium necroappetens is the source of this 1443-nucleotide messenger RNA. The record is from the annotation of a GenBank genome assembly. Lineage: Eukaryota; Dinophyceae; Suessiales; Symbiodiniaceae.
AUGGUCAGGGUGAGCAAGGAGGUGAUGCCUCAGAACCAGUCAGUCGAAGCCGAGGAGGUUGGUGGUGAUGGCUCCCUGAAGCAUAAGCAUCCCACGCUGGAUCCGACGAAGCCUUUCACUGCUGUGAGUCGCACCCAAGUGGGAAAGCAAGGGGAAGUGGUGCGCCUGCAGAUUCGCGGCUACGAUCGGGGUCAGUAUGAUGGAUGGUGGGUGACGGAGUACACCCGUCACGGGUCGAGGACGAUCCACUGCUUACCCUCUAGUCACUUGAACGCCCUGUCGGGUCCCCUUCCAACGCCGGAGAAGGCAAGGGCGCUUGCCAACUUCCCGAUUCUCCAGCGAUGGGUCGGCGUGCAGUAUCACCCCGAGACGGAGAUCGAGUCCCACUACGGUGAAAUGGCCAUCGCCAGGUGCUAUGACCUCGCCGUGUUUGUGGAUAAGACCCGGGCCUUGGAUAUCGACAUGACUGCAUCGACUCCACUUCCUGUUUCUGCUGCCUUAAAUGAGGGCGAGAAGCAAGCCCCCACCGAAUCCAGUGGAGCUGGCAGUCGCCACAACCGGAGGCUCUUGAUGGAGUACCGGCGGAUUCUCAAAAAUCCCAUCGAGUACAUCGAAGCACGACCGUUGGACACAAAUAUCUUAGAAUGGCAUUUCGUGAUCACUGGAAACCAGGAUCCGUACACAGGUGGCAAAUACCACGGCAUCCUGGAGUUUCCGGAUGACUUUCCCAUGAAGCCUCCGUCGAUAAAGAUGUUGACCCCAAGCGGCCGCUUCGAGAUCAACAAGCGCAUCUGCCUAUCAAUGAGCGACUUCCACAAGGAGUCUUGGAAUCCCAGCUGGACCGUAGAGAAGAUACUCAUUGGCCUUAUGAGCUUCAUGUAUGAGGAGAACUCCGUCUCCAUCGGUUCUAUAUUGGAGCCUAAAGAGGAUCGGCGGAGGUAUGCUGCAGCAUCAGCAUACUUCAACGCACAGAAUGAGAUUUAUGUGCAGCUGUUCCAAACGCCUGACGAAGCAGAGGAGGAGGACAACAUCCGGAAGCUGCGCCGCGUUGCCGAGGGGGAAGUCUCAGAAGCCGAUAAGGCAUGCCGCUAUUGCUUGGUGGAAUCUGGCGAGUUGGUGGCCCCAUGCGAAUGCAAGGGCAGUGGCCAAUGGGUGCACCUGAGCUGUUUGCGACAGUGGCAGAAAUCAGUGCUUCUGACGCAGUCCACGCAUCCGAAGUACCAGACUCGCAUCGACGAAAUCUGCACCUCUGUGGCAUUCCCGGUUGCUUCAGGCUUAGUUUGUGAGAGUUUCCGUCCGGCUUUUGCUGCUGUCUGGUUGGGAUUGAAGAAGACGAAGCAAGAAGAAGAAAAGCUGGGAUGCAAAAGCAAUGAGGGCCGAAACAGCACACAAAAGGAAGGUGAACCUGAAUCUGGCCACGAUGAUGACCUUGUGUGGAAUUGA